AAAAAAAAGAUUCAACAAUUUUUUUUACAUAAUUUUUCUCUAUAUAUUCAAAGUGAAUUAUCAUUGAUUUCAAUAGUAAUAAUAAAUAAUUAAAUGGAAGAAUAUUCACGUGAACCAUGUCCAUGGCGUAUUGUGGACGAUUGUGGUGGUGCAUUUACCAUGGGUGCAAUCGGUGGUGGUGUUUUCCAAGCUAUAAAAGGAUUUCGUAAUGCACCAUCAGGAUUUUCAAGACGUACAACCGGUGCCUGGUCAACAGUUAGAUCUCGUGCACCAGUUAUUGGUGGUAAUUUUGCCGUAUGGGGUGGUUUAUUCUCCACCAUUGAUUGUUCAUUAAUAUAUUUACGUAAAAAAGAAGAUCCAUGGAAUUCAAUAACAUCUGGUGCUUUAACUGGUGCCAUUCUAUCUGUUAGAAAUGGAACCGGUGCAAUGAUUGGAUCGGCUAUAAUUGGUGGUGUACUUUUAGCAUUGAUCGAAGGUAUGGGUAUAUUAUUUAUGCGUUAUACAUCCGAACAAUUUCGGCCACAAAAUCCAUUGGAAGAUCCAACACAAUUGGGUUCACCAAUUCCAUCGUCAUCAUCAUCAUCAUCACCAUCAUCUUUAUCUGAUCAAAUGGCAUCACCAUUUGCAACACAACCACAAUAUCAAUAAUAAUAUGUGAAUUUAUUGAAUGUAACAUCAUUUUUUUUGUUCAUAAUAAUCACACACACACACACACAUUUCAUUUAUCUGAUUUUUUGUGUAAUAAUCACCUUUACAAAAUGAAAAUGAUCCAAUUUACUAUUGUAGUUUUUUUUCUUUGUUUUGUUUUUUUUUUUGUUGUUCAUUCAAUGAAUACAAUUUCAAUUUACAAUAGGAUUUUUUGUUUAUCAUAAAAAGAAUAAUUAAUAAGAGAAAACGAAUAAGUUUUAGG
Molecule: messenger RNA, 910 nt
Organism: Dermatophagoides farinae (American house dust mite)
Lineage: Eukaryota; Metazoa; Arthropoda; Arachnida; Sarcoptiformes; Pyroglyphidae
Gene: Tim17b
Product: Translocase of the inner mitochondrial membrane 17b
Biological process (GO): protein import into mitochondrial matrix
Cellular component (GO): TIM23 mitochondrial import inner membrane translocase complex
Molecular function (GO): transmembrane protein transporter activity
Source: RefSeq, a predicted model, not a curated record